AUGAAUCUCUGGUUCUUCACCCUUCUCGCUCUCAUCAGCCUCCAACUAGCUCCCGUUCAUUCCGACAAUCACGUUCAAUCCAAGUGCGGAAGAAGAGCGCUCGAGCAUAUUCAGAGCAUCUGCCCAACAGACGCCGAUGGAAACUUGUGUUUAACUGGAGAGUUCCCAAUCACCAAGUAUUGUGCUCAGGGACUCACUGAUUCCGAAAUAUAUGAUUUAUGUUGCCCAACCAACGAGCAUCACUAA
Messenger RNA from Caenorhabditis briggsae, 246 nucleotides. The transcript has 2 exons. NCBI's taxonomy places the organism in Eukaryota, Metazoa, Nematoda, Chromadorea, Rhabditida, Rhabditidae. The coding region runs from base 1 to 246 and encodes 81 amino acids. The record is from RefSeq and is a predicted model, not a curated record.